This is a messenger RNA of Aricia agestis (brown argus), 1424 nucleotides long. Its product is annotated as CKLF-like MARVEL transmembrane domain-containing protein 4. Lineage: Eukaryota; Metazoa; Arthropoda; Insecta; Lepidoptera; Lycaenidae. Gene Ontology annotation, cellular component: membrane. The record is from RefSeq and is a predicted model, not a curated record. The transcript has 4 exons. The coding region runs from base 171 to 671 and encodes 166 amino acids.
GCCGCCGCGCGCCGCCAGCGUCACUCGUCAUUCCACAGUCGCGCGCCGCCCGAACUAUACCACGCUCGCUCCGACGAAAAUGUAUAACACGCUCCUGUUGUGCUAAUCCUAAGUGACAGUGCUCGUGCUAACUCUAUUUCCGCUUCCCCCAAUCUCACCGAACCCAGAGGAUGAUGGCUCCCGAGACGGUCGUGACCGUGGACCACAACAACCAGCAGGCGCCGCCGCCGCAGCAGCAGGGCGGUGCACUGGCUUGGAUCAAAUUUAAUGUCGAAUAUUUCAUGACGCAGCCUGGCCUACUCAAAGUCGUCCAAUUGAUUUUGGGUAUACUAUGUAUGGCUCUGGGCACGCCGUGGGCAUCGUCGUGGUACGUGUUCGUUGCUGUGACGUCGUUCAUCACCACGCUCAUGUGGAGUCUGGUCUACCUGUUCGGCGUACGGGAAGCGCUGAAGAUACCAAUCAACUGGAUACUCUCUGAGUUCAUCAGCACGUGUAUAGAGACGUUGUUCUACUUCAUCGCGUUCAUCUUGAUGUUCGUCACCGUCUACGGCAGCUACCCCAGAAACGUCGCCGCCGCUGUGUUCGGUAUCUUCAACACGCUGGCGUACGCAGCAAGCUCGUUCCUGCUGUACAAGGACCACAAGAGCACCACCAUCACCACCACCUCGUGAACUCACACCCCACUAAUAUACAUACAGAAACUCAUUUCUUUCUCAGUCAUUCAUUCGAAUUUACCUUAAUGUUACGUUUUGUAAAUUUUAUGAGACGAGAUGGUUGACUUUAUUUUUUUAAAGGCCAUAGACUGUGUAGAUAAGUCUCCGACCGAAUGCGGCGGUCGUCGCUUAUUUAUUGUUCGUUCUAAGAUUGUUCUAUAGUGUGACUGUUUCAGAUCUAGUUUUACGUGGGUUAUGUUUGUAGUUAUGGUCAGUUGUAUUGUUUAAUAUUGUCGCUAGUGAAGUGAAAGUAACGAAUUAUCUUUUCUAAUGUCUACGUUUUAUGUAAGCACCGAAGCACUCGUCAGGCUCUUUGCAAAUUAUCGGCUGAAUUAGGCCAGGUGAAAUUUAUCGCAACCGAACGAAAAUUUGUUUUUAAAAAGACAUUUAUUUGUUUGUAAUCAUUCGAAAUUAGUUUGUACCUUUACCUACUGUUUUAAAAUAGCAUAUCUUCAUAUUUUUGCGGUUGUGAAGCAAACAUAUGCACACGAAUUUCCAUAUAAACAUUGUAUUAUAAUAGUUUUAAUAACUCAAAGGCUAGAGUGACGUCUAGCGCAGUUGUAUUUUAUACUACAGAUGUAAGAAGCUAAAAUGAAGUGUUGUUGCAAAAUGAAUAAUAUAUUAUUUUAUUAAACUCUUGGAAAUUAAUAUACACAAUAGCUUAAUUAAACUAAUUUGUAAAAAGUUUAUAAAAUAUAUGUUAACAAUUAA